GCUGUCAUGCUGUCUCCCGCCUCAGGGCUGCACCAAAUGCAGCAGCUGCUGCAGCAGCAGAUCCUCAGCCCGGCACAGCUGCAGUCCUUCAUGACGCAGCACUCCCUCUUUCUGCAGCAACAGCAGCAGCCGCCUCAACCGCCUGUGCCGCCACCUCCACCGCCACCCCACCAUCACCAGCCGGAAAGUACAGGUGACCAUGCAAGCAGUGAUCGAUUCAACUACCUCACACUGAAGUCUGUGCAACAACAGCAACUGGCUGAACUUGGAAUGAAGCAAUUACAGCAAGCAAUGCAGCAGUUACAAGAACAGCUGCAACUGAAUGUCAUACAGCAGACACACCUACUGCAGUCAGGGGACAAAAAGAAAGCUUCAGGCCCUUUGCAACAGUUAGCACUGCAACAACAGCAACUCAUGCAGCAGUUACAAAUCACACAACGACAGUAUUUACUGCAGCAGGGUAUUGGCAUUCAACCAAUGGUGCUUGCUCAAGCUCAGGCACAAAGUGCAGCAGUGACAUCAGAUGUACCAAAUCCUUGGAAAGAACCACCUUCUGAAAACCAUGACACACAUCACAAUGUUUCGGCACAUAAAAAUGUCCCAGGAAUCAAUGGACUUCUGGGAACUAUAGGGUUGGGCCGCAGGGAUAGCAUGAAUGGAGUUGCUGGUGUUGGAGAGGAGAAGCUUCUUGAAAGUUGUGGGGACAAAAUGCAUCCACUUUAUGGUCAUGGGGUCUGCAAGUGGCCUGGCUGUGAAGUUAUAUGUGAUGAUUUCCAGUCCUUUCUCAAGCAUCUAAACACAGAACACACGCUAGAUGACAGAUCUACAGCACAGGCAAGAGUGCAGAUGCAAGUUGUAUCUCAGCUCGAGCUUCAGCUGCAGAAGGAGAGGGACAGGCUGCAAGCCAUGAUGCAUCACCUUCAUAUGACCAAGCAACAAGCAUCUCCCGAACCAUUAAAAACAGAGGCAAGUACGGGGCCAAAUCUCUCAAAACUUAACCUUUCCUCUGUUCUCCUUAACCAACCCCCACACUCAAUGCCAUCUUCAGUCAGUCAGCCUGUUUCUAUGUCAUCUCUGGUGUCUGCAGUCCGAUCUCCAAUUCUCCAGCCUCCUACUCCAAACAUUAGUGGACCAAUCAGAAGGCGAAUAAGUGAUAAAUCUGCUCUGUCACUUGCUGGAGGGCUACCAUAUAUGCUGGAACGUGCAGGACUUGAUGUUCAACAAGAAAUUCAGAGAAACAGAGAAUUUUACAAGAAUGCUGAUGUGCGACCUCCAUUUACAUAUGCAUCGUUAAUACGACAGUCCAUCAUUGAGUCACCAGACAAACAACUUACGUUAAAUGAGAUCUACAAUUGGUUUCAGAAUACUUUCUGCUACUUUCGUCGUAAUGCAGCAACGUGGAAGAACGCGAUCCGCACCAAUCUGUCACUGCACAAGUGUUUUGUGCGCUAUGAAGACGACUUUGGCUCCUUCUGGAUGGUGGAUGAUGCGGAGUUUGUCAAGCGACGCCAUCUUUCUCGUGGUCGUCCCCGGAAAUAUGACCCCACCCCAUCACCCACUCCACCCCACCUCUCCGCCGCACAGGGUGUGCAGUCAAAAAGUCCCACCCUGAUACACAGCCCAACGUUAUAUGGAGAUGCGCUGAAUACGAGUCUUCAAAAUGUCCAAUGCGAGAAUUACUCGGAGGCUGCCCUGGGAGAAAGCAAUAUGGGAUUCGUCAACAACUCAAUGAGUACGUCAACAGCAACUAGUCCAGAAAAGGUCCCAUCACCAGCAACAGAACACAGAUCUUCGGUGGAUGGAUCACUCAUGCAUAUCAAGCAAGAGGCCUUGCAGACACCAUCUAUGAAUCCUGACAAUGAUGGUCUUGUCCAUUUAAUCAAGAGGGAGAUAAUGGAGCAUGGAAUAGAUGCAGAAGAGGUGGAGGAAGUUGGCGAGGAGCGAGAUUUUGUACCUGGAGCUACAGUGGGGAUGCAGCUGGAUCAUGGACAUGAAUCUGAAGAGCCAGAUGAGAUGGCCGAAGACUUAUCUAUGGUUCCAGAUGUGUCUGAAGAAAAUCUGGAAGCAUAGUUGAGAAAAUCGCAUCCUGAUUUUAAUCAUAUCCACUUUUUAAUGUGAAUGAUACUGUUAACAAAAAAGUAAAUGUAUCGUGUAUGGCCACAAAUGUGGUGCAAUGAAUUUGAAAGACAGUGCAGGAGUUAAUUCAUAUCUGUGCGGAAAAAACGAUUAUUUCAAAAACACUCGUGUUGUAUAUUAAAACAAAAUGUCCGUAUCAAAAUGAAAAAAAAAAAAAAACUAUAGAUUAUUUCCUGGCUGUGUGAGUAAACGUUAUGUGUGCAAG
Schistocerca cancellata (South American locust) is the source of this 2341-nucleotide messenger RNA. RefSeq names its product forkhead box protein P1-like. Gene Ontology annotation, cellular component: nucleus. Gene Ontology annotation, biological process: regulation of transcription by RNA polymerase II. Gene Ontology annotation, molecular function: DNA-binding transcription factor activity, RNA polymerase II-specific; RNA polymerase II cis-regulatory region sequence-specific DNA binding. The record is from RefSeq and is a predicted model, not a curated record. NCBI's taxonomy places the organism in Eukaryota, Metazoa, Arthropoda, Insecta, Orthoptera, Acrididae. The transcript has 15 exons. The coding region runs from base 7 to 2070 and encodes 687 amino acids.